Kwoniella botswanensis is the source of this 432-nucleotide messenger RNA. RefSeq lists its product as uncharacterized. Bases 1 to 432 code for a protein of 143 amino acids. The transcript has a single exon. The record is from RefSeq and is a predicted model, not a curated record. NCBI's taxonomy places the organism in Eukaryota, Fungi, Basidiomycota, Tremellomycetes, Tremellales, Cryptococcaceae.
AUGUCCUCUCAAUCGCCUAAUUCCAAAACCCCACUAGAAGAUCAAGUCCUCCUGUCCGAACGACCCAUCGCUCUCUCCAUCGUGGAAUACCACUCAUCCCAUCCGGAGACAUACAUCUUCAUCGCUCGUACCACCUCGCAGAAAGUCAUCAUCCAAGUCCGCCAUGAUGAUCCGGUCGAUACAUUGGGUAUAGAAGGGUAUUUCACGGAGACUCCCGAACUUAUCAGACAUAUCGAGCAGGCUCAAGAGGCCGUAUGGAAAGCUACGGUCGAUGCUGGUCUGGAUAAGUAUCCUGGUGUUAAGACGUUGGAACAGAUGAGGGAGUGGAGGUACGAUGGUAGUAAUUAUCCGAAGAGGGAUGAGAAGCCGCCUUGGGGGGAUGGGCCGGCACCUUGGGAAAAUGAUGAUGAAGGGGACGUUAGGGAUGAUUGA